Lactuca saligna is the source of this 1917-nucleotide messenger RNA. The record is from the annotation of a GenBank genome assembly. NCBI's taxonomy places the organism in Eukaryota, Viridiplantae, Streptophyta, Magnoliopsida, Asterales, Asteraceae.
AUGAGGAAAUACUACUGCCAACGACUUUCCCAAUCCCUCUCACGUCACCAAUCUCGUUUAUUAGGGUUUCGAAGCUUCAAUUUGAUUGAAUCUCAUCCCCCACAAUGUACCAAUUUGCAUACCAUCCGAGGAUUCUGCGCUUCUCCACAACAAUCAAAUUCAAACCCUUCAACGCCGUCCAGUCGCGUCUCGGACAUCGUUAACGAGCUAAUGAAUUUAACGUUGCUCGAAUCCGCAGACUUGACUGAGGUUAUGAGGAAGAAAAUGGGUAUAAAUGAGAUGCCGGUUAUGGCGGUGAUGAUGCCCGGCAUGGGGCUGAAGACCGGAAUGAAAGGAGGCGCCGGCGGUUCGGUGAAAGGUGGGGAAGAGAAGGCGGCGGAGAAGACAGCGUUUGAUUUGAAACUUGAAGGUGGAUUUGACGCUGGGUCGAAGAUUAAGAUCAUUAAGGAAGUGAGAACAUUUACUGAUCUGGGUUUGAAGGAGGCUAAAGAAUUAGUGGAGAAAGCUCCUACCUUGUUGAAGAAAGGGUCAUUAUGGAAUGAGGUAACUUUGGAGAUCAUGGCAGAGUUUCUUAACCUCAUACGCAUACUUAUGUUCUUUGUAGAAGUAUUUGAAAUUCCAUUACCAAAAGUGGAUCCGUAUAGACGGGAUCUUGUAUGCUCUUCAAACAAACAGUCGACGGAUUGGCGAUGGGAGAACGCCACCGCGGGAUCCGUUGCCGGUCUUGCUACCGUCACGUUUUCUCAUCCGCUCGAUGUUGUCCGGACUAGAUUCCAAGUUAAUGAUGGUCGGAACCCUAACCUUCCGACCUACAAGCACACUCCUCAUGCUCUCUUCACCAUUGGUCGAUCAGAGGGUCUCAGAGGGCUCUAUUCUGGCUUUUGCCCUGCAGUGCUAGGCUCAACUAUCUCAUGGGGUCUAUACUUCUUUUUCUAUAACAGAGCCAAACAAAGGUACCUGAAAAAUCAACAGGAAACAACUGUCCAUAUUCAUCUUGCAUCAGCUGCUGAAGCUGGAGGAUUGGUGUGUCUUUUCACGAAUCCUAUCUGGCUGGUGAAAACACGAUUACAACUUCAAACUCCUCAAAACACUCGCGCAUAUACUGGCUUUGCUGAUGCUUUGAAAACGAUACUGAAAGAUGAAGGAUGGAGGGCGUUAUACAAAGGGCUUUUACCGGGUCUUUUUCUGGUGACGCAUGGUGCCAUUCAGUUUACAGCAUAUGAGGAGCUUCGUAAGCUUUUGGUUGAUCGAAGGGAUAGACAAAUGGCUUCCAUUACUACUGCUGCUGAUUUAUUAGCAAGUUUUCGUAAGAAAUUGCGUGACUUAAGGGAUAAACAAAGAGGCUUGAGUUCUUACACUCCUGAGUCAUUGACGACAGUUGAUUACGCAGUUUUAGGAGCUUCCUCGAAACUGGCUGCCAGCCUGGCAACAUAUCCGUUUCAGGUCAUUCGCUCUCGCUUGCAGCAACGGCCCAUGGAUGGGGUUCCAAGAUACAUGGACAGCUGGCAUGCCGUGAAGCAAACUGCUCGGUUAGAAGGCGUACGAGGUUUUUACAGAGGUAUAACAGCAAACCUUUUGAAAAACCUGCCUGCAGCUUCAAUAACUUUCAUUGUGUAUGAAAACGUUCUGCAUCUGCUAAAACUUGCAAAGACAACAAGCGAAAGGGCAAACAACUGACUGACACACAUGUAUUUAUUUUAUGGUACUACUUUUGGGAUAAAAACAACAAUUCAUUCAAUGCGCUUUGCUUUCUUUAUCAUUUUUUUUUUUUUAGUUUUCAAGGAAUGUACAUGUAGGCAAAUGUAGUUGGAUAUCGCUGUUAUUGUCUGUCAAUCUUGAGGUCAAGAACAAACUUCUUUGAAUCAUUCAUUCAUUAUUAGCAUUCAAAAAUAGAAGGAAGGGGGGCAAACAACAUAA